GGAGUAAAGCUAUUUAUAGCAGCAUACGAAACUGACGCGAAAAGCGAAGGCAGACGACACACCACGUGUCUAUUUUUUCAAAUCGCAUAGGUGUUGACUUAUUGAUAAUCAUUAGACCGUGAAGACCGGUUAUUCGUCUGCACUAAACGGGGGCGAUUUUGGUCGAUGUGUCAACUCUAUGCACACUGGAUUACGUGUACACACUCUCUCUCUCCUCCUCGGACUGUAUCGAACUCUCCCGUGGACAUUCUUAGAUUUGUGUAACUCGGUCUGAAGUGCUGACAAAUCUACAUUCGUACUUGUGACAAAGUUAAUGAGAUUCAAAGUGCUGCCAACGAUUAGUACGUACUAAUCCUAAUAUUAAGGGAGUCAGAUACACAUUUCGUCUUCUGCGGAAUCAAAGAGAAUGGGAGGCUGCCAAAAGUUCUGCCACAUUGUAGCUUUUCUGUUUCUCUUAAGCAACAAUGUCGCAGACUUCAUCAGUGAUUGGCUGUUCUUUGCAGAGGUCAGGGUCGUUGGAAAGGGUAUUGUUUACGGGGAGCCAGAUCAGGGCGCAGUAUGGGCGCUCCUAGCUUUCUGCAUCAUUGGCACCCUCACUUUCAGUCUAGAGAUCGCCAACUUGUGCCGGGAGUCCUUCAGAAAAAAUGCGUGGAUCGAUUCAGACCUGCUGUCGGCGGUGGUGAUCUGGAUUGAGGACAUCCCACAAGUGGUCAUAAGUUUGUAUUUGAUCUUGUGCCGGGAGGAGCCCAUUAGUGUGUUCCAGCUGGUCAAGGCCGGUGUUAUCCUGACAGGCAUCUUCAUCAGGAUCAUCGUCAGCUUGGUCAAAUAUUGCAACAAAGAGGCCAUUCGCUCACAUCACCACGUCAAAUAUAAAGUCUGCAUCAUGCUCGGCAUGUUCAUUGAAGCUGCCUGCGCCGUGGCCAUCUUUGUACUGACCCAGACUGAACGCAACGGCUCUGGCACGGUCAGCUUCCGAGUCCCCACCACCAUCAUUGAUGACCAGUUGGACGACCAGCGCUACUUCGGCAACGUCAGCAUCUUUGCCAGCCACGCCUACUUCUUCAACCAGGGCCAGCUUGACCCGGAUAAGAAAGAUUCCGUUGUCAACUGGAUUAGGCUGACUACCAUCAACAAACUCAGGUCCAGUCCGAACAAAGAGUUAAACUUUAGGAUACAGUUCGAGCAGAUUGCUAACAUCCUUAAAAUGGCCAUCUGGGAAAAACUUGCAGCAUGGACUUUGGUUGUUUGUUACAACGUGGACAUCUCCUUAGCGUCCAUACAAAAUGUGACCAACACAACAUGUGCUGCUACAAACUAUUUCAACCACCCGGUCAACGCCUUCAUCAAGUUCAGGUAUGAAGAACCUUCCAGCAUGUUCAAGAAGAAUGUCCUUGGGGAAAUAUACGUCAACAUGAAGCUGUACCAGAGCGGCCAGUGCACACCGUACAGCGACUACAGGUCCACCAUCGAGGACAGUCUGAGGGACCAAGUCAACAUGACCUUGCAUUACUACCGCACCAACCUGUCUCUCCUCCCAACAGACACCAACCACAUGAAGCACAACGGGACCCAAGACCCGACGUUUUUUAGAAAUAUCAAAUCAGACAUGACAGACGUGUCUGAAGUCUGGAGGACGGGUUGGAGGGAAUGUGAGGCCACAGGUCACGUCGGCCCGGUACUUGACCAAAGGAUGGAACUCGAUUGUUCUAUGACUUAACUUCAAGAUCUGUCUAGAUAGAAUCGUUAGAAUUCUGUUCUUUAUAGCGCUUAAACAACUGAGUUCCUUUUCUCUAAGAAGGCAAAAUCUAGUGUUUUCAUGUUAAAAUUGACAAUAGAAUGGAUCAACUGUACUGGAUACAUUCUAACUACACGACUAGACGUAGACAUCGUCAAAAUGGAUCAAUGCUCUUCUGGACUUAUAAAAAAAGGACAUUGGUGAGCUCAUACAAGAUUGUACGCUUUAUAAAGAACUUUCUAGCACUUUGAAUGUGUGUGCGUGGGGAGUAUGUUUUCCUUACUGUUUUGUUUCGUUUCUUUCAAGACAUAAUUUUAAUUAUCUCUUAAGUUUUUAAUGCAUCAUGUUACGCCAAUAUUGCCUUUAAGCAGGCUCCAACGGAAAUGGCACUGUCAUGCGGUUCUAUAACAAGACUAUUAACAGCAUCGCUUAGUCAUUUUAGUUUUGAAAAAUUGGAAUAUCGAAAUGUAUGUAAAUGUGAAAAGACAUAGUCAUUUAUUGAUCCACUUUUCCUAAAAUUUCAUUUGGGCAAGAACAAGAAAUCAUUAGAGGACAUCAGACGAGCAAUGCUUGUUAUUAUACGUUGUAGCAGUGGCAGUAUAUGCAUGCAAGCCACAGCGAAUCCAAAGCAAGGGAAACAACUGAAUUUAUAGGGAAAAUGUAAUGUUUCACACGAGUUAACCCCCUUUAAAGAACACUUACAGCCGCUAAUCUUCUCUAUGAAAAGUUUAACCCUUUGGUGGCUAUCAAAAAAAAAAAAUUUGCUUCAGUUUCUCUCAAUCUAGCUCACAACCUAGGGACAAUGGAAGUCAUGUUCGAAAGAUCACCUCAAAGAAUCUAUUCAGUUCCACUAAACACUUAUAAUGGUCACUCCCUAAGAGUGGUAGCUUGCAUGGCAUAUCUGGGAAGCACGGCAGCGUCACAGCACUUAGCGAGAGAAAUAAAUAGCCGCCUUCAAAGGAGAGUGAGGCUUAGUGAAUAUUUUAUGUACUUAAUAGGUCUCAUCACAACAAAAAAAAAAAAGGCGUGGAAAAACAACAACAUAUGCCUGAAAGGAAAGUCAAGGUGAAGGUUGUUAGAGCGUAUGAUAUGACGAAUGAGGCUCAAGGGUAUUCAUGGUACUGCAGUAUUUAAGGAGGCUAAUCAAGGUAGUUGGUCAGUAGUCAUUGUACAAGCUUGGGUUAGUUGUUGAUCAUUGUUGAUAUCAUUGUCCCUCUAUGUACAUUGUAUAUACAUACAACUGUUAGAUUUUGAAAGUAUUAAAAUUUAGAAAAUUAUAUAAAACAAUGUGUUACUUCAUUACGAGCUAGUGGUGAUUGAAUGGCACCUCCAAAUCCACAUAUGUCAGAUAAUUGUGGGGGAAAUACAACAAAGCUCUCUCUGUA
This is a messenger RNA of Biomphalaria glabrata, 3120 nucleotides long. RefSeq lists its product as uncharacterized. NCBI's taxonomy places the organism in Eukaryota, Metazoa, Mollusca, Gastropoda, Planorbidae. Bases 407 to 1717 code for a protein of 436 amino acids. The transcript has 2 exons. The record is from RefSeq and is a predicted model, not a curated record.